AUGAAUUAAUAAUAUAUAAACCUAAUAACCAAUUUGUUUAGCUUAUCAUUGUCGCAGCUCCUAUAUAAAUUUCAAGUAUAUCCAGCAGAAUGCUUUCAUCAGAAAUCUGCUGUUGGAUUAACCCUUUGGAGUUUAAAGUAGUCAUUGUUGAGUGAAUAUGUAGACAAAUUGAUUCAACAAUUGCAAGAUCUAAUAUCCAUAUUAGAAGGCAUUGAAAUAUAAAUUAAAUAAGAUAACAAGGUUCUUACUACUUAUACAAUGAACAUAGUUUUUAAUUAAGAAAAUAAUGAAUAAUUCUCUCAAUUCGACUCAGAUAUUUAACUCAAGACUUUGAUUUACACUUUGAAUUAAAGGCUAAAAACAUUGAAAGUAGAUGAUAAACCAAAGACCUUUUGUGUUAAUUUUUUAACUAAUGGCGCCGAAACUCAAAAUAAAGGAGUUUAAGAAACAUUGCUAUAAAAUUGGAUACUCCUCAAAGAAUCAAAAAAAAGAGAGACUCAAUUAGUGAACUCACUUCAUAUGCCAAAUUUAGAUAUCUUGGUUGGAUUGAUUUGA
Paramecium octaurelia is the source of this 555-nucleotide messenger RNA. Lineage: Eukaryota; Ciliophora; Oligohymenophorea; Peniculida; Parameciidae. The record is from the annotation of a GenBank genome assembly.